This is a messenger RNA of Erythranthe guttata (spotted monkey flower), 843 nucleotides long. The record is from RefSeq and is a predicted model, not a curated record. Lineage: Eukaryota; Viridiplantae; Streptophyta; Magnoliopsida; Lamiales; Phrymaceae.
AUGCCUUUUAUCUUACUGAGCUUUAAUCUUAUUUCGACCAUUGAAGGUGACAACCAAAAGGCUUUGAUAUGUUUUGAUUAUAUAUUUAAUUCUCGGUAUCGCUUAGUUUCAGAUACCAAGAAACGACGUAGACGAACAAGCACAUUACAAUUGCGAAAGAAACGAAGAAGAUUAUUGACACAUAUUCCAUCACAAGAUCCUGCAAGAAGAUUAGGUCAGAUGAGAUCUCUUGCCAUGGCUUUGACUUCACAGAAUUUGGAAUACAGUAACGAACUCACUUAUAGCCCUAACAUGGCUCCUAGAUCAGCCAAUCGAUCUUCUUUCGAAAACGGGGGCAUGCAGGUUCUUUGCAAAGAAGACGUAGAGACCAUAAAAAACUGUAGGGCAUUGUAUAGAAGAGGCGAAUUCCCACCUCUUGUUGUAGCAUUUGAUUCAUUGGAAGGGUACUUAAUUGUGAAACUUGUAUGUACGUAUACUGUAGAAGCUGACGAGCCCAUAAAGGAUAUGACUUUGAUCGCUGAAUUUGUGGGCGACGUUGAUUACAUACGAAAUCGGGAGGAAGAUGAUUGUGACAGUAUGAUGACUCUCCUUUCUUCAGCCGACCCGUCUAAAAGUCUUGUUGCAUGUGCAGAUAGGCUUGGAAACAUCUCCCGAUUUAUAAGUGGCAUUAACAAUCACACAGCGAAAGGGAGAAAAAAACAAAAUAUAAAAUGCGUGAGGUACAACGUAGACAAAGAAUGCGUUGUGCUUCUCGUUGCCAAUCGUGAUAUCGCAAAGGGUGAGAGGCUAUACUACGAUUACAAUGGUUGUGAGUAUGAAUAUCCAACCCAUUAUUUUGUAUAA